Messenger RNA from Cygnus atratus (black swan), 1623 nucleotides. Its product is annotated as nuclear receptor ROR-beta-like. Lineage: Eukaryota; Metazoa; Chordata; Aves; Anseriformes; Anatidae. Bases 65 to 1462 code for a protein of 465 amino acids. Gene Ontology annotation, cellular component: nucleus. The record is from RefSeq and is a predicted model, not a curated record. Gene Ontology annotation, molecular function: nuclear receptor activity; zinc ion binding; RNA polymerase II cis-regulatory region sequence-specific DNA binding. The transcript has 10 exons. Gene Ontology annotation, biological process: regulation of transcription by RNA polymerase II.
CCGGCCCGGGACCCCUCGCCGCCCCAUGCGCCCCCCGGCGCUCCCCUGAGCGCUGCCGGCCACGAUGCGAGCCCAAAUCGAGGUGAUCCCGUGCAAGAUCUGCGGGGACAAGUCCUCAGGGAUUCACUACGGCGUUAUCACUUGCGAAGGCUGCAAGGGUUUUUUUCGGCGCAGCCAGCAGAACAACGCCAGCUACUCCUGCUCGCGGCAGAGGAACUGCCUGAUCGACCGCACCAACCGCAACCGCUGCCAGCACUGCCGCCUGCAGAAAUGCCUGGCGCUGGGCAUGUCCCGCGACGCGGUGAAGUUCGGCCGCAUGUCCAAGAAGCAGCGGGACAGCCUCUACGCCGAGGUGCAGAAGCAUCAGCAGAGCCAGGAGCAGAGCGGCGGUGCCAAGGAUGAGCCCGAGCCCCUGAGCCGCGUCUACACCACCAGCGUGAGCAGCGGCCUCUCGGACCUGGACGACAUCUCCACGCUGUCGGACGGGCUCCUCUUCGACUUCCCCCUCACCCCCGAUGGCAGCAGCACCUACUACAACCUCGACCUCCUGGCCUCGGCGCAGCCCUCGCCCGACCAGUCCAGCCUGGACGUGGCCGAGGCCACACUCAUCAAGCAGGAGUCCCUCUACGAGCUGAUGCUGGAGCCGGCGCUCUUUGCGCACGGCGCGCUGGAAGGUGGCCAGCUGGCCACCAACAUCUCCGUCCAUGAGAUCGACCAAAUUGCCCAAAACGUGGUGAAGUCGCACCUGGAGACCUGCCAGUACACAGCGGAGGAGCUCAAGCACCUGGCGUGGGCGCUGUACUCCCCGGACGAAAUCCGCGCCUUGCAGAGCAAGAGCUGCGAGGCCAUGUGGCAGCAGUGCUCGCUGCAGAUCUCCAACGCCAUCCAGUACGUGGUGGAGUUCGCCAAGCGCAUCGACGGCUUCAUGGAGCUCUGCCAGAACGACCAAAUCAUCCUCCUCAAAGCCGGUUGCCUCGAGGUGCUCCUGAUCCGCAUGAUCCGUGCGUUCAACCCCUUAAACAACACAGUGCUCUUCGAGGGGAAGUUCGGUGGCAUGCAAAUGUUCAAGUCACUCGGCUGCGACGAUCUCAUCGGUGCCGUCUUCGAGCUGGGGAGGACUCUGUGCCGCCUGCAGCUGUCGGACGAGGAGCUCGCCCUCUUCACAGCCGCUGUCCUGCUCUCCCCGGAUCGUCCCUGGCUGACGGAAUCCAGGAAGGUGCAGAAGCUCCAGGACAAGAUCUACGUGGCCCUGCAGCACGAGAUCCAGAAGAAACACUCCGCCGAGGACAAGCUCUCAAAGAUGGUUUCCAAGCUGCCCCUGAUGAAGACCAUUUGCAACCUGCACUUGGACAAGCUGGAAUUCUUCCGUCUCCUGCACCCGGAGACGGCCAUGAACUUCCCACCCCUCUACAAGGAGGUUUUCAACUCGGAGCUUCAGUACAGCGACCCGCGGGAGAGCUAAGGCUGGGAGCCACCAGCCGCCUCCUCGCUCCCCAAAUCUGUGGAUGAACUGAACUUCAGAGGUUUGGGGUGGUUUGUUUAAGUCAAGUAAUCAAACCCAAGACAACCUGGGGGGGGCGGGGUAUCUCCCCAGCUCCGUUUCCUUGCUGUGGAUUGCAAUAG